Molecule: messenger RNA, 7479 nt
Organism: Symbiodinium sp. CCMP2592
Lineage: Eukaryota; Dinophyceae; Suessiales; Symbiodiniaceae
Source: the annotation of a GenBank genome assembly
AUGGCGGCGGCCGAUCUAGAGCCUCGUCAUGCGCACCUCUGCAAUGAGCUCGACCUGCAGAGCUUUGAGGCCUUCUUCAAGCCUCCGUCUUUCGACUUCACCUGGUGGCCGGCCAAGAACGAGUCCUCGCAGCUUCAAGCGGUCUUAGAGCAACUCAUACAUCUCGCCGAGGUCAAACAGAGAGACCGUGGUGGCGAAGCUGAUUUGCGGCAGAAGCUGCGGGUAAUCGACGACGAGCUGCAUGCGCUCUACAGUAUUCCACGGGGUAGGAACGCGCAGCAGAUUUUCACCGAAGCUUCGGCUUUGCUCCAGCGGCUGGGGCGCUCCGUGCAGAUGCAGUGCAAGACUGGGAGCUCUUGCGAAGAGACCACGAAGGCCUCGAGCCACAAGCUGAUCCAACUGUCGCAGGAGCAAGCGCUCGUGGCUGGCUGUCCACACAGCGUCUUGGUUCAAGGCAGAUCUGGAACGGGGAAGACCCUGGUUUUGGUGAACAGGUUGCAUCAGUCCUUUGUGGACCAGCGCGAUGCCGGAAGCUUUCCGGCAAGUAUCUUUGUCACGAAGUCCACGCUGCUGGUGGAAGAGGUGUCACGCCAGCUGCGCGAAAAAGGAUGUGAUCUUGCCGAGCCGACAUGGCCGCCUACCUCGGGGAUUUAUUGCUGGACCUGGAAGCAGCUGGUGCAGCUGGCUGUCCCCCAUGUUCAGGAAGCAGAUGUCUCAUACGAGGUCUUCCAUGACGAGUAUGUCCCCGUCAUCAAAGGCGAAUGUGAAGUACCAGCCCAGAUCCUGUGGGCCGAAUUCAACACCACGCUGCGACCGUUCGGGCCGGGCAUGGCCCUUGGCCUGGGCGACGUCGGAGUCUGGUGCCUGCAGAGGGACGAGUUCCUACAGGAAGAGUCCAGCGCGAUGGGAGUUUACUUGGAUCGAUCGGAUCGGAUGCAGAUAUAUCGAUGCUUCAAGCAGUAUUGCAAGCUGAAGGAGCACCGGCAGCAACUGGAUGACACUGACGUGGCUGCGCUGAUCGCCAGCUGUCAAGAGCUGCAGGAGGUGUCUUUCGAUGCACUCUUCGUGGACGAGGUGCAAGAUUUCUCGCCUGCUGAGAUUUCCUCUUUGCUGCUCCUCUGCAAGAAUCCCAAUGCUGUCACGAUUACGGGCGAUACUUGCCAGACCAUCAAUGCUGGAAGCGCUUUCAACUUCCAGCAGUUGGUCAAGGCUUUCCAGGAGCAUCGACUGGGGGCAUUGCAUCACACGCCCGAAGGUGCACGAGCAUACAGCUGGCUGAGCUGCUGCGAGAAAGACCUGCAGCGAGCUACCGCGCAAGCAGGGAUGCAGAAAGAGGUGGAUCGCAAGCGACGCGCCAGGAAGCUGAUUGGAAAUGCCUUGAUGGAACGAGGUGUCCCGUCGCGGGGCGGCCCCUUUAGGCCCAGCAUGCGGGACGACUUGGGUGAUGCAUCUCGGCAUUUGGCGGAAGCCACACAGAAGAUGAAGGAGGCCGAAGAAGGUCUCCAGAAGCUGCAAACUCGAUUUCUGGUGAUGAGCCUGCGCUUCAACUACCGCUGCAAAGCGGGCAUCGCAGCAGCGGCCAGCUCCAUCAGCCAGCUUCUCCUCGAGAGGUUCCCACGAGCUGCGGACCGCAUACAAGAAGAGACCACCACACCGGGGGCGAAGCCCAUGUUCGUUCGAGUGGCCGGCAGGGGCUGCCUCUCCCAGUACUUGCUCGGCAGCGGAGCUUCGCAGCUGCCUGUGGUGGAUCCCACGUGCAUUGCCAUGAUCGUGCGAAGCGAUCGGGUGCGGAUGGAGCUGCGGAGGCGGAAGAUCCAGGGCCUCUUCUUGACACCUGCCGAGGCCAAGGGCCUGGAGUUUGACAUGGUGUUCCUGAUCGACUUCUUCUCCAGCGGCUGCAACGAUGAUGUCUGGGACAUCGCAGACAGCACCUCCGCUUCCACGCAGCUCGCCCGGGCGAACGCCGAGGGGCAAGCGCUCGCAGAAGCCGAGAAGCGCCGGCUCUGGGAUGUCGCGCUGGCCAUACCGGAGCUGAAAACGCUCUAUGUGGCGAUUUCACGGGCUCGCUCAGCGUGUGUGUUUCUGGAGUGUCGCAAGGACGUCUGCAACGCAUCCUAUCAACCGUUGCUGCGGAGGUGGCUGGACACGGAUCUCGUUGAGCUCACAGACUUCGAAGCUGCACAGGGCGACGAGGUCGCCUCACAGAUUCCGGAGUUGCGGCGGCGUUUCAACUGCGUCGCAACGGCAGAUGACCUCGCCAUUGUGGCCGACUACCGUGAUCGUGGCGAGAAGCUCCUGAACCACGCGCUUGAUGACCUGCGCGAGCGGCGUAAGGUGCUGCGCGAGGCGUACAACGUCUUCAAGAUGGGUUCCAACCAUGCCAAUCUGUGGCUUCAUCGGCAGCUGACGCCGGACAUGCUGUGCCCACUGAGCUGGAAGAAUCAGCUGGCGGCUGCCUUGCGGGAGGCCUCGAGGUGUCCCAGCUGGCGCGGGCAGUCCGCCCUGGCCAAGUUGUGCACAAAGCCCGAGACCGCAGAACCGAUUUGGCGAAAGAUUGCCUCCUUCCUGGCGCCCGAGUUCGAGCAGUGUGGAGUGGAUGUGGUACUCCACCAUAUGGUGGAGUGCUGCAAGGAGCACGGCAAGCAAGUGAAACGGCUGCAGAAGUGUCUGGCAAAGGCACACGCCCACAUCUAUGUCAUCGCUCCACAGUAUGAUGCUGAGCAACAAGGCCGUUAUCGGCAGAAGUUCGAGGCGCUCGGUGCCGUCUUGGAGAAGAGGGCAAAGUCGCUAAAGGAGUAUGAGAAAGCCAAGAAGGCCGCUGCUGUGGCGAGGCUUCGCCGGAAAUUGUUACCUUCUCUCAUCCGGCUGAUAGAAGCUGGCAUGCCCAAGCUGGCGAACGAGCGCAACGAUGCUAAGCGCAUGCUCGAUGCUCAGAAAAAGGAGGAGGCACAACUCGCGGAUGAAACAGAGGCGGCCAAGCAAAGGAUGCUUGAGUUCUCAAGCAGGUAUCACCUGGCCGUCGGCAAACAGCUCGAGGAGGCGGACGCUCGAUUUCGGGAGUGGGACCGGCAACCAGCCAAAAAAGACCCAGGUGCUGGUUUGUGGUUGGAAGAAGUCAGGAGAAACUCGGAAGGUGAAAAGCUGACUUGGUCCGCUUUGUUGUCUAAGUACCACGAAUGGGAGAAAAUCAGCUCUUGCAGACGCCGAUGGAGCAAGCUUCUUCAAGUGGACAAAACGGCCUACCGCAUCCACCAGCUUCCUGAAUCGGAGAUGAAGUCUCUUGAAGAAAAGCACUUUGUUGUACAGACCUGCAGACGCCGAGUGGAACAAAAGAAUGGGAAGUUUGAAGAGGAAGAGGAAUGGAUUUGCCCACAGGGUCAGGAAAGCAAGCUGGAAGCUUGGAGGCCAGCUCUGCGAGUCGACCCUGAAAGCGGAGAGGAGAUGUCCUUCAAGCAGGUGUUGGGCAAGUACGGAGAAGAUUAUUCCAAGAAGCGGUGCACGUCCUACUGGCUCUCGAAGAUGAAGCAGAUUCCUCCAGGAAAGGUGGAAAGCGACUCCCAGCCGGGACAGCCGAGAGACCGUGUGGAGAAGUUCUCGGGGGAUCACCUGGAGAUCGUUCGCACAGAAGUCGCUAGAUUGGAGCGCUCGCGUGGCAGUCCUGACAGGUUGUGGUUUCCUGACGGCACUGUAUGGAUAUGGUUGGAUACGGUGGAGUCUGAGCGGCUUCGGACAGAGUCACAAGUGGUCCUCGACAACUGCUGCGCUUUGAGCCAGAAGAUCGAGGAGUCCGAGAAGGCCUUGCGCUGGGCCCAGUCAGGCACGAAGAGACAGAAAGACCACUUCGAUAGAAAGAAGACACGGCUCCAAGAGUGGAAGGAGCGUCUUCAGUCCUACUGGGACGAGAGCCCGAAGGCGCACAAAGACGCGAUGAGCGAGCUGAGGACGUUGUUCCGCCAGCUGAAGCCUUCCGUCAGCGAGGUGAUUUCCAAGUUCGAGGCCCUGGCAAAGAUGAGCGACCACCGGGUGGAGGCCUACGAGAGUGCGGCCCGAGGAUUCCUUGCGGCCGGUGAGUUUCAGAAGGCGGCCGAGGCAUUCUGCAGGGGAGCAGCGAGCUGCAAGGAUGCUCUCGAUGCGGUGGAUGGUGGGUCCAUGGCGCAGGAUGGGCUUUGUGCCGAGUUCGUGUACUUGUGGAGUCAGAGUGCUCCUCGGCGGCUUGUUCUGGCCGCGUCCUGCAGGGCCAUCCGCGAGCGCGACGCCGCUCAAGCAGAGGAAGCCGCGGUCAAAGCCCUGGAGGCCUUCCAGCUUGGCGUGCGAAAGGUGGCUUCGCACUUCGCUGCAUUCGACUGCCUGAAUCCUGAAGUCAAACUUGGAAAUCGGAUUAUGUACCAGCCGGGGAUGCACGCCUUCUGUGCAUUCUGCUCGGCUCAAUCCCUUUCCGUCGGACCGGGUGAAGUGAGGCUGACGUUUGCCUAUCUUGGUGAUCUCUACGACAUCCGGCCUGAAGCCUGUGACGAUGUCGGUGGAGCACGACACGGAGACGUCGUCCUCACCGAAAAAGGACAAGUUGCCACGAUUGUCGGCGUGAAAUCGGACGGGUCUGGGGAGCGUCGCUUGUGGUAUCACGUCGAGGGAUCCAGCGCAACUGCCGCGGCCGGGGCUGGCGAGCAGCUUCGCCCGGUGACGCGGAUGACUGUGGCACUUACGGAAGAUCCUGACGGGUUUGCUCCGAGCCGGUCGUGCGAGUGGCUGGAGCACAGCUUCAAAUUCAAGCAGAUGCUCCGCAAUCAGCCGGUCCUGGGCCGCUUCGAUGUGCGCGAUGAAGUGUGCCUGAAGGUUGACAAGUUCGUGCACGGCCAGGUCAUCGAGAACGCAUAUGGUGAUUCCUACGUCGUGGUCGGGGUUCAGAAGGACUCCGAGGACGGCAGUGUGGGCUUGUGGGCGCAGAAGGACGGCGAGGAAUGCGCCAGGCUUCUGCCCUGGAAGCCCUCCGAGAUGUGGUGCAGCAAGUGCAAGGUUGAGCUUUCGCAGGCCGAGAGCCUCACGGCCCCCACGAGGCUACAGAAGACCUUCAGCUAUGCGGCCGGGGAGGAGGAGUCGCGGCCGGAGAUGUUUGAUGUCAGCAUCGUUGCAGUUGGCCACUUCGGGUGCAAGCACGGGGACAUGGUGCUGACCGAUCGAAGCAAGGUGGCCACAGUUAUCGGAGUGAAGGAAUGGGAGGGAGAACCGUGGCUUUGGUGCCAUGUCGAGGGAAAUGAAAGUGCUGUUCCUGUUCGCCAGCAGCAGCUCAGAAAGCUCGAGCAGGACUGCAGCGUCCCAGCCGGUGGACAUGCAGACGGGCGCUCGCCGAGCGAACAUGCACGUUGGUUGCACGAGUCGUUCCGGCACGCCUGCAGCCUCCACGACCCCACGAAGUUUGCCAAGUUUGACACUCGAGAUGAGAUCUGCAAGCUGCUGGGAGGCUUUCGACAUGGUGAGAUGGUCUGUGCUCCAGAUGGUAGGCGGUUCGUGGCCGUCGGGGUUCACCAAUCGCCGGACGAUGGCUCCGUCGCGCUCUGGUUUCGCCCCGAAACCUCGAGUGGCGCGGGCAUCUUCCAGCGGCACGACCUGGAGACUCUCAGACUCUGCGGGACCAUGCAUGUACCGGAGGCUCUGCCAGUUGGCGCUUUGGUGAGGCUGUCGCUUCCGGUGGUGGAUGAAGACGACAGAGCCGGGCCUCUCAAGGCCCAUGACGUCACAGUGCUGAGGGAAAAUGAUGGCACGGAUCGGCCAUAUCGGGUGUUGCACCGUGGUGUGGAGCACUGGUACAUGGCAGAAUCCCUGGCCUUGGCAGUAGAUGCAUCAACCGCCCAGCAGUCCCAUCAAAGCGCGACGCCGAAGGCGCGUGCGGCAGAGCGUGCUUCGCAGCCUGCGCCGUUUCACACAAAAGCCGACGCCCGGCUUGCGAACCUCGAGGCGAAGCAGGCGAUGUCAGAAGCCGAGAACCAGCGUCUGAAGGCGGAGCUUUCCCAGCUACAAGGAAAGCUAAAGGCAGCCUCGCAGAAGAGCGAAAAGGCAGCACGGGCAAAGCAGCAGCUCGAGAACCAGCUGCGCACUCUUAAGUCCACAAAGGAGAAGGCGCACGGCGAUCUGGCACGAGAGAAGGCAUCCCUGUCCCAGAAAGAGGAGCAGAUCCAGCAGCGAGCACAAGAAGUUCAAGGUAGGCAAAGCGCAUUGUCCAAGAAAGCCGAGGAAAUCCAAGAGCAAGAAACGGCAUUCGAGGAAAAGAGGCAGAGUUUGGAGAGCGACCUAACCGCCCUGCGACAGCGGCGCCGAGACCUUCAGCUACAAAGGAGCCAGCUCGAGGGGGGCUUGGAAGAGCUUGAAAACGAAAGGUCCGUGAAGCAAGAAGCAGUUCGAAAGCUGCAGCAGAGGCAGUCAAACCUUGAGGAGAUGCUUCGAGAGAAGGAAGUCGUGCUGGCGCAGGUGCAAGCUCAGGAAGUCCCCACCAUCUAUGGCGACUAUCAGUGGAAGUUUGAGAACGACCAGGGCGAGCCUGUGUGCUUCGGCCAGGAAGACAACCUCGCGGCCAUGAUGGCAUACCGGGCGGGGCAUUCGAGCGUUGUUAUCUCCUCGGGUCGGGUUCUGGAUUUUGAUCGAAGAGUGCAGCGGAGCUCUGCUGGCAGAGUCCGCAAGAUCUCGUGCUACUUUGGAAUCCCGUCGCACUGGUCAAUCUCAAACGAGGAGAUGCUCAAGCGCCAGCGCCGUUCCGCAUCUUCCCCCGGACCGGUCUCAGCCAGCUUCGAGAAAGUCGCCGUGGAGGUCAGAGACAUGGAGAAGCUGAAGCAAUUCAGCGACCUGCUAACAGCCUCAGCAUCACACCAUCACAGUAAUCCAAACCAGCCUUUCGGUUCUCGAGAUUGCAAGUCAAGCUUCCAGGUGAAGCAGGCCUUCCAAAUUCAGAACGUUUGGUUACUUCAGAAGUUCAUGGAUUACACAAGGCAGCUGCAACAGCGGCAUGCGCAGCACUGUGUCGCAGUGCAGCCUGUAGAUCCACCACUUGGUGUGGAGCUGCGCGAUUUUCAUUCAUCUAUGCGAACUCCAGGGAGUGCCAGCUACAACGAGUGCCUCUUGUUCCAUGGCACAUCCCUUGGCACCGCCAAGGACAUCGCCUGCGAAGGUUUCGACUUCAGAGUCGCGAAUGAAGGUGGCUACUAUGGCAAGGGAACGUACUUCGCCAGCCAAGCCUGCAAGAGUCAUCAGUACACGGACAGGAACAGCAUCUCCCUGAACUGUAUCAUCAUCGCGCGUGUUCUGCUUGGAGAUCCAGACUAUGCAACAAGAUGCCGCCUUCGAUUCAACCGUCCGCCAGGAGGAAAGGAUUCAGUCAUUGCUCGCCCUGGAGACAUGGGCGGGCAUCAGUCUGGUUGGCAGACGCACAUGGAGUUUGUCAUUUUUGAGAAUGCCGCAGCCUAUCCCGAAUAUGUCUUGCUCUAUGAGUGA